GCGCGCGCAAACAGAAAAAACACAUACCCACAGGCGCCGAACACGAUCGGACCGAGCGCCAAGAAAAACUUGGAAAAUUCAGCCGAAAACAAGGCGACGAGAGCUCCAGAACCCUAGCCAUGGCCGUAGGGGCGGGAGUAGACCCCCGAGCGUGGCUAGCCGUCGACGAGACGGCGGGAGCCUUCCUCUCUCGCUCCCUCUCCACGCGGCCCCCCAUCAUCCUGCCGCCGCCGCUUCACCGCGCGCCGCUCCGCCCGGGCAACGUCGUCGAGAUCGCUGGCCCGUCUAACUCCGGCAAGUCCCACCUCCUCCUCAUGGCUGCAGCGCAGUGCAUACUACCGAAGGAGUGGGAGGGCAUCUACUUUGGAGGGUUGGGGAAAGCAGUAAUGUAUUUGGACCUGGAUUGCCGAUUUGAUGUGCUGCGGCUGGCUCAAAUUCUGAGGAAUCGCAUUGCGGAGGGUUGCAGUUCAGCAUGUCCAAGAAAUGGAGAACCUGGAAAGGAUAGCAGCACAGACAAAUUUCAUUGUUCUUUUGAAAGCACACUGUUUUCUGAUUGCAUGCAGCGUUUCUUGUAUGUCCGUUGUUACAGCAGUCCCGAAUUUAUAGCUGCUUUGAAGUCUGUACAGUCUCAAUUAAGGAGUGAAGUUCUUGGUGCCGGUAUAUAUUUUCUUAUGAUAGACAGCAUUGGUGCGUUCUACUGGAUAGAUCGUGAUUCUCAACCUGUCCGAGAGAAUAAAGGGAAAUCACUGCAAAGUAUUACUGAAACUGUUGUCCAAGAGAUUCACAAGGUUUUGCAACUUCAACCUGCAUUAGUGUUAGUCACAAAGUCACCUAUUUAUGGGGAAGGAACUACAGCAGCAAAUGACUUCAACAGGGUUUCUUCGAAGUACAUGCUAGAGGAUUCAACAGUUCUGAGAUAUUCAAGGCAGGAGGAACAAAGAAAUCUGUCUUGUCGGGAUUAUAUGCCAUCAAUAUGGCAGUCAUUUGUUACACACAGGAUAAAGCUGCAAGUGGAAGAAGCAGAACUUUCCUCUGUGCAGGAAAAUGAUGUGCUUUCUACGCAUACUUCUGAGUGGGUGCAACCUUCCCUCAAAACAAAGGAGAAGUUUUGUAUCAGGGAUGAAGUACACUGGCUUCUGAACCAGAUGAGGAGGAGAAUUAUAAGGCAUAAGGCUGCAGAGGCACCAAAGUGUCAGAUUCUUAUGUUCCAGCUAGUGUUUCAUGCUCCUUUUUCUAGGAAGAGACGUGCCACGUUUUGGCGCUCACAAAGUUACUGUACUUAUCCUUGAAGUUAUUUUCUUUGCCACUCUAGCACUGUGUUUCCCCCCCAUCUUUUAUUGAUUGUUGCUUGUCAAUCAGCAUAUCAACCGAUUUAACAGUUAAUUCAAAUUGUAACAUCAUCGUUUAAGGUGAAAUGGAAGCCGCUAAUGGCAAUGGUCAAUUUCUGCCGGCCUUCCAAUUGACUAGGGGGAGUCCCAUACUUUAACAAAUGAUUUCUAUUUUUGGCAGUUAUAUGCGCAAGUGGUCGAGUUAAGAAUUAAGAUAUUUUUUUGACUUAUUAUAAGCUUGGUGAUGUUUACGUGCCUGGAAUGAAACCACUCUAACGCUGCAAAUAAGUGUUUGAUCUGUUCAUGUACAGAUUUCUUUCGUUGGCGUCCUGGCGUUAUGUGCCGAUCCACGGCCCCAGUGCAUCCGGUCACCUGAUGGAUCACAAUAUGGGUAAAGCAGAGUAGGCUUCACAUAAGAGCUGACAUAGUGUUUCUAUCAGCUUGUGACCCAACGUGUGAACUUAGCUUUUAAGUGGCGGAGUCGAUAUUUGCUGAACCUUUUGAUCUCGCGAAGCCCAAAGCAGAAGAUAGAUUCAUUUGUGCUGUAAGCCUGCAACUUUCGAAGUGACUGGAGGUCACAGAAUCAUCGUGCAGGACUACAUCCAAAACUCCAUCUCGUGCGACCUUGCAGACAUCUAAGGUAGAGUUUGGUUCGAGCUUUUGUAACGUAAUCAGCUCACAGCGUUAAUUGAAUCCUUUAUAUCCUAUUUGUUUUAGGCAGGUAGUAAUCUAUUAUCGUGUAAUCGAAUACGGGUCUGUGGAAGCUUGAUACCCUUCCUAUUCCAGCGUAAUCUGUUAACGAUAUGUGUAACUCCUCCUUGUCGCGUUUGUCGCCUCCAUCAAGUGUCUUUCUCCACUCGCCUCACCUCAACUUGCCUUCCCACCAC
This is a messenger RNA of Phragmites australis (common reed), 2215 nucleotides long. Its product is annotated as DNA repair protein XRCC2 homolog. The transcript has 11 exons. Gene Ontology annotation, biological process: double-strand break repair via homologous recombination. Bases 120 to 1289 code for a protein of 389 amino acids. Gene Ontology annotation, cellular component: replication fork; Rad51B-Rad51C-Rad51D-XRCC2 complex. The record is from RefSeq and is a predicted model, not a curated record. Gene Ontology annotation, molecular function: DNA binding; ATP binding; ATP-dependent DNA damage sensor activity. Lineage: Eukaryota; Viridiplantae; Streptophyta; Magnoliopsida; Poales; Poaceae.